Messenger RNA from Prorocentrum cordatum, 4146 nucleotides. The record is from the annotation of a GenBank genome assembly. NCBI's taxonomy places the organism in Eukaryota, Dinophyceae, Prorocentrales, Prorocentraceae.
GCGUGUCUGAGCAAUGGGGGACAACCAGGACUACAUCCACAAGCGAGUCAACCCAGUCCUCGAGAACCUCGUCACGGAGGUCUUACUCGAGCGACCCGAGGACCCCGUGCCGUUCAUGGUGCGUUGGCUCGCCAAGAAGAUCAAGAGCACCGAGGACCUCAGCGCGGGGCGGUCGCGCUCCGCAGGGAGGCGUUCCUGCUGGAGAGGCGCGCGGCCCGGGCGCCCGGGGGCGGCCCGCCGCCGGCGCGCGGCCCGCCCCGUGGGGGCGAGGGCGCGGCGGCGGAGGAGGCUGCGGCACGCGCUGAGAGGAUCGCGCACCAGGACAUCAGUUUCCGCGAGGAGAAGUGCAACAAGUUGCGCAACCAACUCCAGGAGGCGGAGAUGGCCCUGGCUGAGGCCGCUAAUGAGCUCAACAAUGCCAAGACUGCGCGGCAGGGUGCGGAUGCUGCGCUUCAGGGUUUCGUGCCAGAGACCUGGAAGAACAACAAGGUGGCCGAGAUCAAGCGUGAGCGUGAACAGGAGGCAAUUGGCGACCAGGAGGAGCUGCGGCUGGCUCUGCUGGCUUGGCCCCGCCCGAUCUUGCCCAGGCCGCUGAUCCUGUUCUACUUGCAUGGCUCUACCAUCUCAGACCCUGAAGAGAUCGCUCGCGAGCUUGCUGACAUCCGUAAGAGGUCCUUGGAACACGCCCUUACCAACGAGCAGGCCGAGCGCAUGGAGAAGCUCAUGUCCAAGCAGGCCCGUGUCAAGGGCGCCAAGCGUGCUCGAGUGGCUGGCACGAAGGUGGGGCAGACUUUCAAGCGGCUGUUGGCGUGGGAUAAGAUUGUGCAGAUUUUCUCGUUGCUGCCAGAUGGCCACCGUUGGAGACGGGUCAAAGGCCCCAUCGUUGCCACGAUUGCGGUGUUCAUGGACCUGUCUUGGUGUACCGUGGCAUCUUGUACGGUUCUCGCUGUGGUGCCGUAUGUGUGGAGCAGGCAGAAGAAGACGAGGGCCAAGUCGGAGGACUUCGAGGCGGCUCAGAUCUCGGCCAUGUCGCCGUCGCCUUCUAUGCCCGCGCACACCGUGCCGUGCCAGGUUCUCACCGUCAGCGAGGCUGGCCGCCCCCUCUGCGAGUUCGGCCAGUGCAGGUUCGCGAAGGACAACCCGCCAUGCGUGAUGAUGGGCCCCGUGUGCAACAGGAAGGCCAUGCUGUGCAAGACCCACUACAAGAUCUUCUCCGAUGGCCUCGGCUACGCGAACCCAGCCAUGGCCAUGGGUUGGGCGCGGGAGAUCGGCUCUCGCCCGAAGAUCCAGGCUAUGGAGCGCAACGUCGGCAAGCACGUAGACCCCAGCCAGCUGCAGUUCACGCCCGCCUCCGUGGAGUACGAACACACUGCUGGAAUGAGAUGUUACAGGUUUGCAACGGCUCUGAACAAGAUCGAGUGGGAGAAGGCGCACCACAAGACGAUGACUGCGAAGCUCCCGAUACCAACUCAUCCAGUGGCGGUUCUUCCGCGUUGCGACGGCUCAGGGGUCUUUGAGAAAUGCUGGUUGUUCGCGUGGUCGCCAUUCAGUGGGUGUCGCACCGUGGAGAUAGGUAAUGACCAGAUGACGAAGACGGUGACGCCGAUUAUGAAGCCCUCCCAGCACCUCUACUCAGAGCAGGCCGUCGACGCCGCGAACUUUGUUGGUGGCGCGGCCCAGUCUCGCUUCAUGGUUUGUAACAAGGACUUCGCGGGGCUCCCCACUCUGCCUGGCAGCGUCCACAACGUCGUCGGGGAGCCCGCGUUGCACCCUCUCGGAUACAGCGUCGCCGACUUCCUGGAAUCCGGGUUCGGCGAAGACGCCUUCAAGUGGAGGUCCGGCUAUCUUGGACCAGCCGUCCCCGUCUGCGGCCUGCGACAACGAGUCGAUGGCAAGCUGCUCGACGCGGCGAAGUACCUUUCCAUCCUGGAUUGCAGCGUGGCGCAGCGGUGUCACCACCACAAGGAAUACGCAGAGAAGGAUCACGCUGACCCGAACAAUGCCGAGCUGAAGCAGCGCCUCGUAACCUUCGGGCUGUGUCAGCGUUUCAACCCCAGGCACGAGGGCGAUUACACAUACGAGGUAUUUGUGCAGACAGCCGACCAGCUGCGGGGCAGAUCCGCAUGUCUCGUCCCUCACGCGAACGCCGUCAUCUGGAAGAAGCGCGCUAACGAGAUGCAGAUGACCACAUCGACCGAUGGCGACGCCGAGGCAUUCCUCACGGCGUGCGCCCCCGUGGCACUGCCAGGACAGACAGACGAAGCCUUCGACAUCCGAAAGCCUGUCUUAUGUAGGCUCAGCGCGCUAACCGAGGCGGAGAAGAUCCAGCGCUUCUACCACAUCUUCAUCGUCGGCUGGUUCCUUCCGAAGCUCGAGAACGGCUGCAGCGAGAUGGUGUGUUUGCAUGUGUGCACCAAGCUUCGGCAGUACAUCAAGCAGAUAAUCGAGACCUUUGUGCUGUCUGCGACGGCGGUCCAAAUCUUCGUUGAGCUUGCUAGUUUGCUACGGGCUCUCCAGGACUGCGCUGCCAUGGAUGCGAUCAUGAGCCCCGGCUUCAUUGACAGGUGCAACACGCUGAAGGCGCUUUCGGACACUCGCAGCGUCUCCAGGCUCACCAAGACCUUCGCCGUCAGCGUGAGCAGCGUCGACAAGUGCACGCGCGCCAUCUGCGAGGCGUCCCAAUACGUCGCUGCGCUGCAGGGUAUCGAAUAUGAGCUGGAAGUGCUUGUGGAGGAGUUGGUGGAGCCAGUCCCGCAGCCGCCAGAGGAGUCCGAGGAGAGCCCCGUGGAUGGCCUCGCGACCUCGAUUGCAUCGCUGAGGUCGAAGAUGACGAAUGCAGCGAAAUGCGUGGCAAGGGUUGGGCCAGCCUCGAGGGCAGGCGUUGCCAUCGUGAACAUGGUCAGCCAGAAAGGCUGUGCCUUCGACGAGCUCGCCAAGAAACGUUCGAACCCGGCCAAGGCAGAUUCGGGCGAGAUGCUCGGCUUACUCAAAGACGCGUGCCAGCAGUUCCCACUGGACUCAGCGAUGAACAACAUGUUGACCCAAGUGACCGACCGCGUGCACCUCGAGAGCGAGAAGAGGAGCGUGGAUGCCUUCACAACCUCAUUCAACGAACUCACGGAGCACGCCUGCAAGAAUCCACCAGAGCUGACAUGCGAGCUGAUGCAGGAUACCAUCGACGUGGCUGGCAAGAUGGGCGCGGGGCUGCUGGUCGCUGAAUCGUUCAAGAAGAUGGUUGAGGGAUCUCGGAUUGUUGGUGGUGCCUUGGUCAAGGUCGGCAUGACCGAAGUUAUGUGCGAGAAGUACGUGGCCCUCUUUGGCAUCCCCAGGGACACGUUCGACGUCGAGUUCGAGAAUACCGUCCAUGCAGGCCAGCUGAACACCCAGCUCACCAUGAUGACUGUUUGCUCGCAGGUCGCCUCGGCAGCUACGGCCCCCAGCAACUUCUUGACUGGUCAGCCUCCGCAUGGGCAGUUCGACGUGCCGAAGGUCGCUGCGGGCUGUGCGGUCUCGAAGGCCAUCGUGGACGACUACAACUCAGCCUCGUUGAAGUCCGACAACAGCUGGAAGAUCUUCUCCUCGGGCGAGUUCGCCGAACUGGAGACGGUGCUGUGCUGGGAGCAGGCCAUUCGCAAGAUUCGGGCUGAUUGUGCUCGCCUGCUUCACAACGCAGGGGUCGAGAUCAAGCAGUACAUGGUGGAGAAGCUGCUCGAGGACUUCAAGGCCUUCGCAGACAACGCAAAGGGCUUGGCGGAUGGCAAGGACUGGCUGGGCGGCUACUCGGGCAGGACGUGGAGCGGCCUCCUUGACUGGAGCAAGAAAGGCCUCCUCGCUCCUGGCGGCGUGGCGCCUGCCAUCAAGGCGGAGUGGAUGAAGCUCGACAAGGACGCGAAGACCAUCGCCGCUGCCAUGAAGCCGUAUGGGGUGGCCCCCUUCACUUGGACUGUCGAGCAGGAGCAGAUCAUCGCCCAGGGGAAGGCGACGCACGCACAGUGCGUCAUCCUCGGGGCCUUCGUGCCAAUCAAGGACGCGUCGCCAAGGAGCCUCGCGGUCGCGCAGGCCUACCGCAACUGCACGGGGACGGGGGGCAAGUUCGACAGCCUGCACGACCUGAUCAGGAAGAAGAUCGCACCGAUGGUGCAGUAG